Lytechinus pictus (painted urchin) is the source of this 5875-nucleotide messenger RNA. Its product is annotated as probable ATP-dependent RNA helicase DHX40. The record is from RefSeq and is a predicted model, not a curated record. NCBI's taxonomy places the organism in Eukaryota, Metazoa, Echinodermata, Echinoidea, Temnopleuroida, Toxopneustidae. Gene Ontology annotation, cellular component: intracellular anatomical structure. Gene Ontology annotation, molecular function: RNA binding; helicase activity. The transcript is spliced from 14 exons. The coding region runs from base 116 to 1840 and encodes 574 amino acids.
UACAGGAUAUCUUGUUUGGUCUUGUCAAGCAGCUCUUCCUCUCCAAUAAGGAUCUGAAAUCAUCAAAACGGAUCUGAAAUCAUCAAAACGGCAACACCCCCUCAAAGUCGUUAUAAUGUCGGCCACCUUGGAUCAGGGAAAGUUCUCAGACUUCUUGGGCGGUUGUCCCAUAUUUGAGAUUCCAGGAAGGUUAUACCCUGUCAAGGAUAUAUACUGUAAUCUGAUUGAGGAGAAGGAUAUGGGUAAAAACAUCACAGUCAACUAUGUAUCUAAGGUCGUUGAGACAGUAAUGGAGACCCACCUGGAGCAGAAGCAGGGUGACAUCUUGGUCUUUCUCACCGGCCAAGCGGAGAUUGAACAGUGCUGUGAUAAACUCUUCCAGAAAUCAGAGCAGGUUGAUUAUCGUCAUGAUGUCAGGGAUCGAACCGUCAAGGCUUUAAUGGUGCUUCCCGUCUAUGGAUCCAUGCCUACUGAAUUACAGCAAAGGAUUUUUGCUCCCUCUGGAGUUGGGGUUAGGAAAUGUGUUGUAGCUACCAACAUUGCUGGAACAUCUCUAACCAUUGAUGGUAUCAGGUAUGUGGUUGACAGUGGUUUUGUGAAGCAGAUGUCAUAUAAUCAUCGGACAGGUCUAGAUGCUCUACAGGUUGUUCCAAUUUCAAGAGCUGAAGCUAUACAGAGAUCAGGCAGAGCUGGUAGGACUGCAUCAGGCAAGUGUUACAGAAUAUACAGCAAAGGUUUCUAUGAGAACUGCAUGAGUGAAGAUAUGAUACCUGAGAUACAAAGAAGUAGUUUGACCAAUGUAGUACUCAACCUCAAGUGUAUGGGAAUACAUAAUAUACUCAAGUUUCCAUUUGUAGAUCAGCCUGAAGAGAGGAUGCUACUAGAAGCUUUACGUCAACUCUACUAUUAUGGUGCUAUAGACAAAAGAGGAAACAUUACUAGCUUAGGUCAUCUGUUAGUAGAGUAUCCCUUACCUCUAUCCCUAGCGAGGGCUGUGAUAUUUUCAGGGGCACUUGGGUGUUCUGAAGCCAUGCUACCGAUCGCAUCUAUGCUGUCUGUGGAGAAUGUAUUCAUCAGGCCAGGUGAUUCUGAUCAGCAGGCUGAAGCACAUAAAGCUCAUCAGAAAUUAGCUGAUAAAGCAGGAGGAUCUAAUGACUUCACAACUCUCCUGGCUGUAUUUCAAAAGUGCAGUGAAAGUGAAUCUCCAUCAAGAUGGUGUAGAAAGCAUAGUAUACAUUGGAGAGGAGUCAAGACAGCUAUGAGUGUACAUAAACAACUUGAGACUAUACUCCAUCAACAGAUGAAGAAUCCUGACUUCCCAGAGGAGGAUAACUCGGGUUCGACCAGCGAUCGUUUGAGGAGAGCCCUCUGUAGUGGGUUCUUUGGUAAGGUUGCUCGGAAAGCUACCACUGGGCGUGGCUACCGCACCAUGGAAGGUCAUGGGAUAGGCGUCUUCCUACACCCUUCGUCUUGUUUGUUUGGGCGCGAUGAUGAGCUUGACUGGGUGAUUUAUAAUGAAGUCUUACUGACAUCCAAGGUCUUCAUGAGGACUGUAUGCCCGGUGAAAUAUGAGUGGGUCAAAGAACUCCUCCCCAGACUACAUGAGCUGGAUGCCUAUGCACUGAGUGGAUGUCUAGCGCCAUCUAGUGAUAGGACUGAAAAUGAAGACUCUGAUGAUGGAGGGACGGAGGAAGAAAGAGGGAGUAGUGACAAGAAAAAGAAGCUGAAAGGUGAUUCUGAGAAUAAAUCUAAUAAGGUAGUCCGCAGGAAUGACGACACAUCCGUCACAGAUGCAAAGCAGAGGUACCUAGAGAGAAAGGCUGCUAAACUAAAACAUUGAUAUCAACAUCCAUACGGUGUGUGGAAUUCUUGAGAAAAAGACAGUUAUCAACAAAAAACUUGAUGUUAACAUCCAUCUCGGUUCCAAGGUUUAGAAAUGGACGUUUGUGAAUUUAUAUGGUGAUCCAAUGGCCGCUUGCGCAAAAGGCGGAUAGGCAAGCAGGCACCAACUCAAUGAGCCAAAUUUUAGAAAAGCUGUUCUUCAUCUAUGAAAUUGAUGUCAAGUUCAGGUACGACAGCAUUUGUUUAUUUCCCAACAGUUGUUUAGUUAAAAAUUUAUCAACAUGGUGUAUGAUAAGAACAUAACUUUAGCUGAAUCCCUUGAUAAAUGGCACUGCCCUGAAACUAAUAUCUUUGGUCUAGGUAUCUCCAAUUACUGAUACCAAAGCACUUAUGUGGACCUGGUGAAUUACUCUGGGUUCAGGUGAAAAAGGCAUGGCACUCCUGAGCCCCGGUGCAUAAAAGUUACCACUAUGGUAACUUUGUCAUCCAAUAGUAAUUACCAUGGUAACAAUGUUCAUCAGCCAAUCAGAAUAAAGGAUUCCAUGAAAAAUACCAUUGGAUGGCAAAGUUACCAUAAUGGUCACUCUAAUGCAACGGGGCCCUGGUUAAGUCUGAAUUGUAUAUGGAUUGGAACUGGACGAUGCAAAGUCCUCACAUAGAAAUUGGACUUCAGUAAGAUGGUAGAAGUACUUGCGAGUUCUGGGAGGAUCAGACAAUGGAACUCCUGUUUGUCUGCCGCUACUACCAGAGCCAUGUCCUAUUUAUGAUCUGGAGAAUUCUAACACCAAAACCAGAUCCUGCGAACUGCAUUAGAAAUAUUUUGUAUCAUGACCCAAGAAGUCAAAGAAGAGGAUAAGUCAUUACUUCAAGUAACCUCUGGGUCCCAUCUUGCAAAGAGUUACGAUUGAGCCAAUCAAUCGUAACUCUAUGGAAAUCCAUCAGUGUCAUAAUUUUUUUCUACAGGAAAUAUGCACAAUGUCCUUUGUAAACAAAGAGAACCACAGUGAAUUUUCCAGAAAACAAUGAAUACAUGAAUAGACAUCAUAGUUAGAAAAUAUUUUGAAGUCAACAAAUUUGCACUUUAGAUGUUGACGUUGCUGGCCAUCCAUAGUUGUGAUUGAUUGGAUCAAUUGCAACUCUUUGUAAGACAGGCCCCAGGUUGUCAUUUUGGAUUUAUGAAGUAUUAUAAAUAUUACAUAAUACGGACUUUACAAAAGACUUUAGUUUUUUUUCAGGGGGGAUUGCAAAACAAAUUUAUCUCUUCAUGUUGUUUUAGAACAAACAUUGUUACAAGUGAUCAUUGCUAUAAUAAGAGGCACUAGAUUAACUAUCAGUCUUUUCAGAGGUGUUUGUGUAUAAGCGUGAUUAUACUGCCUCAAACUGAUAACGGAUAAUGAUAUGACCUGUGCGAAAAAAAUAUUUGUUUCUAAAAGAACUUUGUUAUGUGGUAGCAGGUGUUAUUCGCACCAUUUUGUUCACUAAUUGGGACUGCCUGUGAAUAUAAUGAGCUUUUUUUUUUUUUUCAUAGCCAGUUGACCUUUUUUUGACCAUUUUUUAACAAAAAACAUACAAGCAGCAGCUGCCUUCAUUAUUAUAGCAUUUUGUUGCUAUUAAAAAAAAAUCUUAUCAAUUGCUACUUGCAUGUUUGGUUGGAAAUGAUGUUUGGGUAGUGUAAAAUACAAAAUUAAAUUCUGUAUAACUCAGAAUAUGGUAUAUAAAGUGAAGAUCAGGGAUGCACUCAUGAAAUGAAUUGUCUGACUUUUUAUCAGACAAGUCCUGUUUUAUCUGACAGUUACCAUAGUAACAGUACUACUCAGCCAAUCAGAACCAAGGAAAAUUGUCAGAUCUGACAUCUUGUUGGACAAGAUGUUUGUCUUGUUGGACAUGUUUAUGAAAUUCUCCCCUGACCAAUUACAAGCUGGUUGCUAAGGAAACCACAUUGUGUAUCACCUGCUACAGUGCAUAUGUGGUUGGAGUUAUAUUGCUUGAAUUGUGUAAAGGACAUGAUUAAUUGUCUAUAACUAAAAAAAAGGUAUAUAAAGUGUCGAUCAAACCAUGUACUAUACAAGCUGGUUGCUAAGGAAACCAUGUAGCUUAGUAACUGUUACUAUGCAUAUUUAGUUGGUAAUAUUUUCUUGAAUUGUGUAAAGGAAAGAAUUCCCUAUUACUCAAAAUAUGGUUCACAAAUAUAUAUUUUGGUGUCUUGCUUGCCUUUGCAAUAAAGCCAGGUGUGGGAUGGCCUAUACUAUUAUACCCCCACUUCUGCCCCUCAAAGUUCUUCCAAUGUUUAAAUACAGGAAAGACCAUCUAGCCCCAUUCGCCAGGUUCCGACAAGGCAAAUAGGUAUGACAACAAUAAUUUUGCUGCAGACAGUGACAAGAAAUAUAAUAAGAACAUGACCCCCAAAAUUGUCAUUAUGUUAACUCCAAAGAAUAGAGCAUUCAAGGAACAACACUAUACAUAAUAUCAUGGACCCCCCCCCCUCUCUCUCUCUCUCUUUCAGUGUUUUGCAAUGUCUGAAGGAUUCAUCUCAUAUCACUUUUUAUCACUUAAAUUAUUAAGGUUGAUAAUAAUAAUUAUACAUGCUUAUAUGGCACUUAACACUUACUUUGUCAGAAGUCUCUAAGUGCUUUCUGGUAAUUCAGCAAAAUAACUCCAGCUGUAACAUGGCUGCUGUUACAUGCACUGCGUUCAAGGAAUAAAUUUCUGCCAGGUACCCAUUUACCUCACCUGGGUUGAGUGAAGCAAAUUGUUGGACUGAAACGUGCACGCAAUUUUCACGUUAUUCACCAAGAUCUUACUCCAUCAAAGACAUUUUCAUUAAAAAACAAGUAUUUCUUUGUUUUCUUUUUCAAUACUCUAUAAUAAUGAAAACAACUUUCUACUAUGAAAAAAAUAAUAUAAAUCUUAAUAGUUCAUGCUGUUUUGUUCAACAGGUGUUAAAGGACAAAUGUACACCCACACCCACAAUGCAAAGUCAACAAUCUGUUUUGGAAUACCAAACCUGAUUAUUUUGUUAAAUAGCAAAAAAAUGCAGAAAAAUCAUAAUUUGUUUAUUUUUAGGUGGUCUGUCAGUAUGACCAGUUGAGUAUGAUGUAUCAGAGCACUUCUGUAUUUUUUUAUCAUUCUCAAUUCUUGUGUGCACGAUAUCACAAAAUCUGACAGUUUAAUCUUCAUAGACUUCAUGAUCAUAAGGUCAUAAUUUUUAUAAUAGUUAAGUUGCUCAGAAUCGUAUCCAAAAUGUAAUGGCAUAGCAGAAACAUUUGAUUCUGUAUUGAAUGUUGCCACAAAAAAGGGCGUGCAAAUGCUUUAAUUUCUUAAAAUGACCUGAUCUUGACCUAAGGGUUGUGUGAUGUGAAUAGGGUCAUUUUUUUUAAUCAUCCGUUAUGAAAAAAUAUGGGUGACAUCAUGAUAACCUGAUCACUUAGUAGUUAAACUUAAGUCACAUUUCCCCUACGGCGGCCGUAUGGCGAGUCGAAAACAGCCGUUUUAUUCAUUUUUAUUCAAAUCACCUAUAAUUUAGCUGGUACAAAAAAUAUUUAAACGGCUGUAUUUGACUUGCCGUAGGGGAAAUGUGACAGAGGUAUAACUCUUGUCAUAUCGACUUAAUAUAUGACAAAAAUAUGAAGAAAAUUGACCAGUUGCACAUUGAGAUAUUGUGCACACUUAAAGAAAUAAAGAAAAUUUCUCCAAAAUUAAUUUAAGAGGUUAUUUGUCAUACAAACGACCACCUAAGUAUGGUGUAUUAAGCAGGUAGGCAGAGUACCAACAAAGAAAUUCCUGUACAUGUUCUGUUUCUUUUAAAGUUUUAAUCAUGUCAAACAUCAGUUAUAAUUCGUUAACACGUAAUUCAAAUGAAUGAGUCAAUCAAAAAAAAUUCACAAAUAGGCACAUGUGUGUACAUAAAAUAUAUAUUCAGUGGUGCUUUUACUCUUGUACGACAUAAUUGAAGGUGCUUAAUUAGCACCCAAAUUGUAAUAUUUUGAUAAUUGUACAAUCAAAGUUUGAAUCAAUAACAAAUCAGUGAAAUUCA